CAUAUCCUCAACCAACACACAACCCGAGUAAUUCAUCACUGAUUUACCAGCGAACGAGCGAGCGACAGACGGGAUGCCAAAAACUGAAUCGAGUAUCGUCAUUGGGACUUGUGGAGGGGUUAGGAUCUGAAUAACAGCGAGAUAGCAGGAUCAAAACAGAGUAAGGGGAGGCCACGAACAGCCCGAAAAGCUCCGUGCUUUCUCUCCAUCAACUUCCCGGAGGGCUGCGCAUGCAGCCUGUGUGUGAGUUAGUGAAACUAGCUAGUCUAGUAUUGUUCUGACUUCACUACAGUGCCCACUCCGAGAGAGAGAGAGAGGACGCACAACAAAAGGGAAAGAAAGGAAGCAAGGACGGACUAAUUAUAACGAACACGGUUGUAGUUGAACGUAAUGGUCCUGCGAUACCAAUCUUAGAUCCCAAGAUUGAUCAGUUUUAGUUCUGUUUGGUUUGCGUCUUGGUCGCCGAGAGUGGACUCGUCGGGUGGUGUUGCGCUGAGCUGAAACGGGGCUGUCCACAUGGUCCAACCACUGGUGUGAAAGUUGACUUCUUCAGAAUUCAAGAACAGGUGCCACGUGAUGAUGGUGGAAUCGGCCUCUGAGACCACUCGAACUACGCCCUCCAAUCAGAACGGAGUCAGCAGCCUCAGCAGCCAUUCGGACGGCGGGGGAGGGAGAGAAGGCGGGUCCAACGGGGACACCAAUGGGGAGAUCAGCCCAGUGGACCUACUGCACCUCCAGCAGCAGCAGGCCCUGCAGGCAGCCAGACAGUUCCUCCUCCAACAGGCCUCUGGACUCAACUCCCCCAGCAGCAACGAGGUGAAACAGAGCCCGGUGCAGGUGCCAGUGUCCAUGACUAUGUUGGCCCCCCAGAUGAUCAGUCCUCAACAGAUGCAGCAGAUCCUGUCCCCUGCUCAGCUACAGGCCCUGCUGCAACAACAACAGGCCAUCAUGCUACAGCAGCUACAGGAGUACUAUAAGAAGCAGCAGGAGCAGCUGCAUCUUCAGCUUCUGACACAGCAGCAGCAGCAGGCUGGGAAGCAGGCGGCCAAAGAGAGUCUCCACUCACCUGGUGUCCCAGGUCUGAGAGGAAGAAAGAGAAGCAGCACUGCUGAGGACCUCGAGGCCCGGAGGUGCUCACCCUACUGGUUAGAAUGGGUAUGGCAGCAGCAGAUAGGUAACAAGCAGUUGGCCUUCCAGCAGCAGCUCAUUCAGAUGCAGCAACUUCAACAGCAGCACAUCCUCAACCUGCAGAGACAAGGCCUGGUCUCCCUACAGCCCAGUAACCCCAUGCAGAGCCUGCAGCAAGCCAUGUGUCCUGGGGACCUGCAGCAGCUGUGGAAGGAGGUGUCGGGGGUGCAGUCUGCAGAGGAGGCCCUGAAGCAGCAGCAGACUGGAGAGGGUCUGGACCUCAGCACCAACUCUACCUCAACCUCCUUCCCCAAAGCAAACACACGCAGCAGCCUGCACAAUGGACAGGACAACCACACCCCAAAGAGAGACAGAUACAGAGACAGGUACAGAGACAGAGCAAGACUCUUUGAAUGGAUCUCCUCCUUCAGCAAGGCAGACCUCGGAGAUGAACACCUCGUGCCUUAUACCAAAGGCGGCCCACUAUCCAGCAGCCACCAUGAGGAGCAUGCAGGUUCCCAUCCUCUCUAUGGCCAUGGAGAGUGUAAAUGGCCUGGCUGUGAGGCUCUGUGUGAUGACAUGGGACAGUUCAUCAAGCAUCUGAACAACGAGCAUGCUCUGGAUGACCGCAGCACAGCCCAGUGCAGGGUGCAGAUGCAGGUGGUACAACAGCUGGAGAUACAGCUGUCCAAGGAGAGUGAACGACUGCAGGCGAUGAUGACCCACCUGCACAUGCGCCCUUCGGAGCCAAAGCCUUUCAAUCAACCUCUGAACCUGGCGUCCAGUGGCUCCCUGCUGAAGAGGGAGAGCGAUGCGUACCCCGAGGGUCUACCUCACCCCCCCACCUCCGCCGCCGCCCCUAUUACCCCGGUCCGCCAGGGCCCCUCUGUCAUCAGCUCCUCCAGCCUGCACUCACACUCACACUCACACUCACACUCACACUCACACCCGCACGGCGUGGGACCCAUACGCAGGCGCAUCGCUGACAAGUUCUGCACCCCCAUCGCCUCAGGUAUACGAGAGGAGCUGGCGCAGAACUGUGAGUUCUAUAAGAACGCUGACGUCAGACCUCCCUUCACCUACGCCUCUCUCAUACGCCAUGCCAUUCUGGAGGCUCCAGACAUGCAGCUGACUCUUAAUGAGAUCUAUAACUGGUUUACACGAAUGUUCGCCUACUUCAGGAGAAACACAGCCACAUGGAAGAAUGCUGUGCGCCACAACCUGAGUCUGCAUAAGUGUUUUGUGAGGGUGGAGAAUGUGAAGGGGGCCGUGUGGACGGUGGACGAAGUGGAAUACCAAAAGAGAAGACCACCAAAGAUGACUGGGAGUCCUACUCUGGUGAAGAAUAUGAUUUCAGGCCUGGGCUUCGGUUCCCUAAACGCCAGCUACCAGGCGGCCCUUGCAGAGAGCAGUCUGACUCUGUUGAACAGCCAGGGCCUGGUUAACCCCUCCUCUGCCGCCAGCCUCAGCAUGCUACACGGGAUGGGUCACAAUGACGUCAGCUCCACUGUGGAACAGGUCAACAGCAACGGUAGCUGCAGCCCUACACUCAGCCCACAGCAGUAUGGACACCAGGUCCAUGUGAAGGAAGAGCCCACUGAGGUUGAGGAGGACAGACGCUCUGUGUCGCUCAUGGCAACUAUCACUCAUGGCAACAUGGCAUUGCCUAGCGAUCAGGAUGACCGAGAUUUGGAGGAUGAGCUUCCAACCGACGAGCUGGAGUAGGAUUGGAAGAGCUGAACCAGUGGGCGGGACUUUGAGGUUUAAUCCCGCCCCCUCCAUUGGAGGGAAGAGAAAUUAUGACACAUAAAAAAGAAGAUAUAGAGAGUUUAAAAAAAGUAUGAUUUCUUUUAAAGCAAGAAACCAACAACAAUGAGAAACUUCAAACAGGGUUAGACCUCCGUUAUGUACCGAUGCAAAAAUAACACUCUGGAGCAUUGCUUUAUCCCCACACGUUUUCACCCACCUCACCACCCCCCCUCCUCCCCCACCCUAUGAGCAGCGUAUUGCCAGAGAGACAGCUCUCAGUGGUGAUAUGGAGGUUCCCCCUUCUCCUCUGUCCUCCUCUCCCUGCUGAUUGUGACAGAUGGUCUGCCCGCCCUACAGUCCUUUAGUGCUGGUAGUUUGAUGUUCACACCACUUAAAUAUACAUACAGGUGUGUGUGAGGGAGAGUGUAGACACACACACACACCAGAUCAUGUAUAUAUAUUUUGGAACAGUCACCAGGAUGUGUAUAGUUCUCCUCCAAUCCUGUCAGUCGCUUUUUACUUUCUUCUGUUAACUGAGACAGAAGGAAAGACAGUUGUAGUUUUCUCAAAGAUUACCCCACAUCUGCUCACACAUCAGAAACCAAGCGUACAAGCCAGUCAGUGAUCCAUAGGUGAGACUGAGACUGGAUGGCAGGCCUCUGCCCUAAGCCCACUCUCCACCCAUUCUCUGCCCAAGCCAGACAAGACUCUCUCUCCUCCUUAAGCCAAACACAGAAAGAAGAAAUCCCCCAUCCCCACAAAACAGAUUUCAGGAAGAGGACCCUUUGUUGCAUUACUCCUUCUUCAUGCGUUAUAGAGUGAUGAGCCCAGGCCACCGAGAGAGAGAGAGAAAGAGAGGUAGGAGAGAGGGAGGGAGGGAGCAUCCACACAGCGAUAUCUGAAUAAAAUGAGGGUUGAGGAUUAUGGAAUACAAAAAAUGUUUCCCAAAAAGUGGUAUCGUUUUCACAUCUUCUUUUAUUUGAUGGUUUCUUUGUUUAUUUUUUAGGGUCAAUAUUUCCAUGGUGAUAUAAUUCUGUUUCAAAGUGUAUUUUGUAGUUUUUUGUUGUUAUUGACUCUGCUGGUUCACACCAUUCUAUACUAGUAUUGUCAGGAAAGAAAGCGUUGUUCCAAAAAUACCCAUACCCAACCCACCCUACGCUGAAUACCUUUCUGUGUGUCUGGGUGUGCCCGUUUAGAUGGCAGGAGAUUGAGAAUAGCACUUAGGAUCUGGGGCCUCAGCUCCCUGAGAACACUCACUCAUUAUCCCCACAAUUUGUCAUACAUUUUUAUUAUUCCUUUUCAACUCAUUCCUUUUUAUUUUAUCUUCUCGUAGUUAGUUGAGAAACAUCAGCUGUGAUACAAAGCAAUGCUUUAAAAAAUAUAUUAUUACGGUCAGAGAAUACCUCAUCCCACAAAGGUUCCAUCUGGAACUGUGUCCAAAAUGUUAAAGAAAUAAGGGGAAUUCUUUCUGCGGGACACCAAAAUGUGGCAACUCAGUUUCAGUUCAAAGUUCUAUUGUUACUAUAGUUACUGUAUAGAAGCUAUCUGCAAUUCACUGUGUGAGUUGGACUAAAAGAAUAGCACGUGAGAUUACAAAUCUUUUGUUUUCAGUGAGCAUAAAAGCAUUACCUUCUCUGCAGUGCCAUACCAAAUUUAAACACAUUAUUUUCAUGUAUUUUCUGCUUUUUUCCCAUUUUAUUUUUGUUACAGGUAACCAAAGAAAUGUGUAGAAAACCAAAAACCCUGUAGUUUAUUUUUCCCCUUUUUGAGUUUUUCCUCUAAAGAACUGGCCAAAAGACAACCAACACCUGAAAUCUAAGUUAUCAUUGUAUUAUCGUAACUCUUGCGUUGAAUUUGUUCAUGACAGUACUGACCAUUCCAAAAACCAAAGUAUAAAAUGCUAAAUAGAAUUUGGUGAUGUUAAAAGCUUUUUACAUGCGUGUUAACUGGUGCGAAUGACGACUCACGUUAGGUAUGCUAUGGUAGAAGGCCAAAAACAGUAUUAACAAACAGCCUCUUGCAGUUCCUUCGAUAAAGAAAGAAAGCGCUUAGGAUUUAAAUGUGUAUCUCUCCAUGCUCAGGCUACCUGUGUUUCAAACACAACCCUAAGAGAGGCUCCGCUGUGGGCAGGCCUAAGAUAGGCUUUACAGUUAAAGAUGGCAAAUCAUUAUCUUACCCUCAUAAGGCACUUGAACACAACAUUUAUAUCCCUUUAUUUGACACUAGAAGCCAGCAAAAAACUAACUGUGGGCUGUUGUCUGUUGUCCAUUAACCAGGGAUACCGGGCCCCAAAAAUACAUUGUUAUUGCACUGCAAUAAUGCAUGUUUGGAUUAAUUUCCUCAACCAAACCAAUGCUUUCAUUGUGAAACUCAACACUAUAAAUUCAAACAACCCUUCGUGCUAUGCAGCAGAAUGUUAUCUUCUUGACCCGGGUACCAGUUAGACUGAAUAACAAACGGUUUAGCGGGGAACGGUUUAGCGGGGAACGGUUUAGCGGUGAACGGUUUAGCGGGGAACGGUUUAGCGGGGAACGGUUUAGCGGUGAACGGUUUAGCGGUGAACGGUUUAGCGGUGAACGGUUUAGCGGGGAACGGUUUAGCGGUGAACGGUUUAGCGGUGAACGGUUUAGCGGGGAACGGUUUAGCGGUGAACGGUUUAGCGGGGAACGGUUUAGCGGUGAACGGUUUAGCGGGGAACGGUUUAGCGGUGAACGGUUUAGCGGGGAACGGUUUAGCGGGGAACGGUUUAGCGGUGAACGGUUUAGCGGGGAACGGUUUAGCGGUGAACGGUUUAGCGGGGAACGGUUUAGCGGUGAACGGUUUAGCGGGGAACGGUUUAGCGGUGAACGGUUUAGCGGGGAACGGUUUAGCGGUGAACGGUUUAGCGGGGAACGGUUUAGCGGUGAACGGUUUAGCGGGGAACGGUUUAGCGGGGAACGGUUUAGCGGUGAACGGUUUAGCGGGGAACGGUUUAGCGGUGAACGGUUUAGCGGGGAACGGUUUAGCGGUGAACGGUUUAGCGGGGAACGGUUUAGCGGUGAACGGUUUACUUACUGUACCUUCUGUGCUGCUCACCUACAGUAUACUCUAGCAGACACAACAGUUUAACAAAUACCAAAAAGGACCAGUGUUAUUAUGAUACAUAGGAACAAUGAUAAUUGUUCACUCCUAUAUUGUCUUCAUGCUCUCACAUUGCUAUAGAAACACAUUCAUAUCCCCAGUCUCAGAUGUGCUGUGAGUAGUUGUGAUAAAGACAGUUUGAAGCUGGCUGUCAUCCCAACCAUCACAUCAAUGGACAGGGAGGGAGGGCUAUUCAGAACAGACAUACCAUUAUGACUACUUGUGAUAUUUACAGCAAAGAGGGACUAACAAACGACAAAAUCAUGCAUAUGUAAAAGGAACACGCCAAGGGACAUGCAACCUAUGUCUUUUUUUCUAAAACAACAUUCGGGGAAGAGUUUUGUCAAAUCAACUCUUCACUUCAGACCAUUUGCUUUCUUUUUUAAAUAGAGGAGUCUUUGUAUUAACUUCCUGUGUAAAACAGCACUGUCUCCUGUCUAAGUAGGGUUAUGAUGCUUCACGUCAUCAGAUUGAUUUAUAACAAACAAAGUGGGAGAGGGACACCUUGAAACGAGAGAAAAAACCAAAAAUAACACUACCUCCUUUUCAAAAUGGUUCACACAAUAAAAGCAAAUGGGAGACUGGAGACCCUAAAUAUUUCUGUUUUUUUCCCAUUCUUCCUCAAUAAUAAUAGUGAAAUAUACCAAAACACAGCUUACUGUUACUACACAUUUUGUGGGUCUGAAAAAGCUUGUCUGGCUAUCUGGACUCCAAAUUCACGAGCAUGAGCGCAAAAACAAAGAGACGUUACAACAACGUUGCAUCCCGUUAAAGAUGACUACCUCUCCUAAAACCACAGAGAACCGGUGCGUUCUCCUGAGAGUGAAGAGUGAAGUGGUUUAAAAGGUCUACUCUCAGCUGGGUAUUAUUGGCUGUCUUUGUGCUUUCAUUAGCAUAUGGCUCCGUGAACAGCCUCUUAAUUGGGUGCUCUAAUUGUAUGCACGCAUAUUGAUGAGCAGGCUUUGCCAGCAGCCAAUGAUAGUCCGGUCGUUAGUGGCGAUUCAAUGGGGCAGGAAGCUGAUUGUCAGGAGGGAGGCGGGUUAGAAUAUAUCAGUGCCCGGCACCCGCCAGUGGGCCACACACACACUAGUGCCCGCCACACGCCAGCGGCCCGCACUUCACAUUAAUGCAGAAAACGGCUGUAAGAUGGCAGCGAUAAAAGACACACUCUCUUACAGUCUGUUGUCAGUGUUCAGUCCAAAGGGCCCUGAGUACCAGUCAGAGCUGGGAAUAUAAUCCCUGUGACAUGGAGCUGUCCCCUCAUGGUGAAUAGUGGCCGCUGUCACUAGGAGCCGGGCCCCUGGUGGCCCCUGUGGUUCAGAGAGCUGAGGAGCGGCUCUGAGUAACUAAAGAUACUAUCCAAAGACAAACACAGAGCUUACUGUACACUGUACACCCUCAAUCGCCACUCGCUGGGAGAAGGGCAAUAAUAACACACGCUUACAAAGGAAUUUAUCAUUACUACUAUUAUUAUUGUUAUGAUCCAAACUCUCAUGAAUGAGGAACUGCUGCAUUCAGUAAAUAUAAAUGAUCUUUGAAUUCUUGUGCUUUAAGGUACACCUGUAAACCACGCUGUUUUAUAAAGAUGUAGAUUGACAUUCGUUGAUGGUGUUGACAGAUCGUCAUAGACGAUUCUGUUCCUUCUCUGGCUUUGCUGUUAUGAUGUAUUAUUGUAUAUUACCGCUUGGCUUAGCUCUCGAGGGCAUUCUUUCCCAUUAUGUCUUUUUGAUUUUCUGUUGCGUUCAUUUUCUGCACCUGUUUAGCUAUUGUAAAGCUUCCAGCUCUGAUUCCUAUACUGUAUUGCUAAUGCUGAAGUGUAUGUAUUUUAUCAUAUUAAGUGCCGCAGGUAUCUGGGUUUAAUAGUUUUUGUUUUGUCCUUUUUUUCAGUUUUCUUCAUAAAAACGUCUGGGACGAUGAUUUUUUAAGUGUAUUAUCUCUAAAAAAUGAAAUAACUAAAGUUAGAUAAGUGGUUUAGGUAACACCUGUUUGUAUAUUUAUCUUAGCUAGGUCUAUUUUGAUACUUUUGUCUCUGUACUGCAUUUAUGCAUUUUUAAGGAAAGAAAAAGAAAAACUUACUGAAAACAAUGUAAAAAGUUGACUUCAUUAUGUAUUGAUGAUACCUCAGAAGGACUUUUCUCUAAGACAGGACCAAAACCUCAGAAAAAAAAGAGAAAAAGAAUUGAAGAAAAUAUGUUGCUUUUGAAGAUGAAGCAGUGUUGAGGUGACGUUUUUGGUCCUUAAGGUGCCAAUAUGUGUCCUCUGAUCCCUGACCCCAGUCAUUCCUGAUGACCUUUAAGCCUCACAGCUGUCAAUCACUCCACAGGGCAACUGGGCGUGGCCCUGAGUCACACACCUGGUGACUUUUGUCCAAUCAGAAUAUUUGUUUUCUUGCAUUCCCAAACACAACGACACAGACACAAACACACACACACAUUCUAAUGGCUUUCAGAAAUCCAGUUAAUCUUCAGUGAGUGGCCGUGGCACAUCAGCUAACAGACUACCACAACCGCAACCAAACCAACCCUAGGCAAUGCUCUAGAGCAACACCAAGGUGAAUGUCCUGUAUUAGCAACGUAAUAUACCACAAGCUACUUCCCAUACCUCGAACCAUUCUACGCUAUCACUAUCAUCUCUCAGACAAGCACUCUUCCUAUUGGAUCGUUAGUGACUCCGGGGACCUACAUGGGCCCGCCCCCGCUCUAUGAUUGGACAGCUCUGAGGUGUCAUGUCGAGGAGAAGAGGUCUUAAAGGGGUGUUGCCCGAUGGUAUUAUUAACUUCACGGCCCAGAAAAAUGGAACUACCACUUCAGCUGUCCUCUGGUUGUAUCUUAGGAAUGUGUGUACAUUUUCAGCAGUGACUCUCUGUAACGUUACUUAGUUUCAGUUUACCUGUUUACCUCUUAUCUUUUUAUUUCAUUCUGUUUGUUUACUUUGUAAGUGUGACCCAGGCGAAGGGGUACAGUAGGAGCAGGCGGUGGUUUUUCAGACGGUCUAAAAGAGGUUUUAAAAAAGGCAACUGCCACCGAGACCUUUGCCCUUUCCCCUUUGCCCUUUCCCCCUUCCCUGGGUGGCCAUGUAAUGCCAGUCACUGCCCUUUUCCUCAUGCUGUAUAAAACACACACAUAUAUCUGUGUAUUUGUAACCUGAAUCUUCUUGUGUCUGUCCAUGCAGACAAUAAAACAGCUGUACAGUAGGUCUAGUUGCAUGUAAUCUGUACUAAUUAUUGACAAUGGCAUUAUAAAAUGCAAUAAAAUACUUAUUACACUGUC
Molecule: messenger RNA, 9266 nt
Organism: Oncorhynchus mykiss (rainbow trout)
Lineage: Eukaryota; Metazoa; Chordata; Actinopteri; Salmoniformes; Salmonidae
Product: forkhead box protein P4
Biological process (GO): regulation of transcription by RNA polymerase II
Cellular component (GO): nucleus
Molecular function (GO): RNA polymerase II cis-regulatory region sequence-specific DNA binding; DNA-binding transcription repressor activity, RNA polymerase II-specific
Source: RefSeq, a predicted model, not a curated record